Scatophagus argus is the source of this 1476-nucleotide messenger RNA. RefSeq lists its product as uncharacterized. Bases 177 to 851 code for a protein of 224 amino acids. The record is from RefSeq and is a predicted model, not a curated record. Lineage: Eukaryota; Metazoa; Chordata; Actinopteri; Scatophagidae. The transcript has 3 exons.
UUCUUAAGAUUCACACCAGAUUUAGCGGUGAAAGAGAGAACGCAUCUCAACCACGUGUUUGAAGAAGACCAUCUGACAGUAACAUAAAGAAGAUAAUUCAACAGGAGCAGCCUCGCAGCGGGACAUCUUCCUCUUAACCCUUUUUUUCCCCCAGUUUGACACUCUUUUUAGCCACCAUGACUCACCUUGGUCAUGAUUUUCCUCAAAAACUCAAACUACUAACAAAUGCUGUGAGUGUGUUCCUGAUGAUAGUCGUCUUCUACAUUCUGCAGUACAUUUUUGACAUGGAUUUUGUAUGCUCGUGCAGACCAGGCGUACAUAUAAAUGCCAUAUUCUACCUGAUGGUGCCUCCUCUGAUCCUCACUUGGGUUGUCCACAUCAUGGAGCCUUUUCACCAAACAACAAUCUCUUCCAUCGGUCAUAUUCUUGAUCAUGACAACAUAUACUGGUGUUUAGUUAAGUUGUCGAUCAACUAUCUGAGUCUGAGUGUAGUAUGGACUGCCUCUGUUAUGUUUGAUGGGGAUUGGUACGUUUGCCUGGUGACAAACCUCAACGUCUCUCAGACCGGAAUUCCUUGCAAAAAAGAUCUGACCUACGAGGAGUACCAAAUUAAAGCCGGUCAUCAAACUGAUUCACUUGACAUUGGCUUUGGUGUAAUCUGUGGUUUUAUUUUGGCUUGGACCAUUGCUGAACGAAUAUCAGCCCAUUGCAUCAGAAAGAGGACAUGGAAAAAUGACUCAGUGUCCACUUUGGAGCAGUUUCACCCUCCUUACUACAGAAGGGUUUAUGAAGAUUUUCUGGCAGAGCAAGAUGUCAGCAAGCGUACAGAAGAAGCAUUUCUACUCAUUUAGGGAAAUGCUCCUUUGGUCCAUGACAUCUACAGUUGCACUAGCCCAAAUAUUGCAUGUGCAAGCCCCCCACUGAAAAGUCUCACAAAUAUCUGUAUUGGUCAAGAUCAGGUCCUCCUGAGUGAAGUUGGAGAGGGAAGCGCCACAGCAACAUCUGGUGGUAUUUGGUGGUAAAAAAAAAAUUAUUGCAUUUAUUUAAUUAUUAAAUUCCAAUGAAGUGGUGAAAUUGAUUGAUUACAUCAUACAUAGUGUAUGCUAUUAGUAAAAAUGACCAAACAGCUGGAAAACUACCAUCAGCCUCAGCUGUAGGUCACUUGGUUGGUUUUGAUAUUUUUGAUAGUAAUCACAUUUUAUAUCUGCAUAUAUUUCAUUUGUGAAUAUAAUCAAAAAGUGUUUUCCAUUUGUUACCUUUGUAUAUUUCAUAUAGUUAGAUUUUAUGUUCUGCUACGUGUUUAAUUUAAGGUUGAAAAUAAAAGAAAAAAAUACAUUUGAGUCUCUGUGGGUUCCUAUGGUUCUUAACCAUUAAGACAAUCCUUCCUCAAGCUUAAACUAGAAGUUUUGAUUUUCUACAUGAAAAAGAACUACAGUCUCUCAUGUUAAAGUUACAUUCUUUCUAUCUACUCUGCUC